Messenger RNA from Triticum aestivum (bread wheat), 2338 nucleotides. RefSeq names its product disease resistance protein RGA5-like. The transcript has 3 exons. Gene Ontology annotation, biological process: defense response to other organism. Lineage: Eukaryota; Viridiplantae; Streptophyta; Magnoliopsida; Poales; Poaceae. Gene Ontology annotation, molecular function: ADP binding. The record is from RefSeq and is a predicted model, not a curated record. Bases 38 to 2338 code for a protein of 766 amino acids.
CAGCUGUUGAGAGCGACCAUGGACCUCGACAGGGGCCAUGGGGAGGCUGCUCCUCAAGGUUGGUGACCUCCUCACACGGGAGUACAAGCUGCAGACGGGCGUCAAGGACGAUGUUGAGUAUCUUAAGAGAGAGCUGGAGAGCAUGUAUGCUGCCCUCUGCAAGGUUGGGGACGUGCCACGAGACCAGCUCGACAAGAAGGUCAAGCUCUGGGCCAACGAAGUCAGGGAUUUGUCGUUCAUAAUGGAGGACAUCAUCGACAAGUUCCUGGUGCGCGUUGAGGGAGCUGAGCCUGCCAUCAAGCCACGCAAACUCAAGGAUUUGUCGUUCAUAAUGGAGGACAUCGUCGACAAGUUCCUGGUGCGCGUUGAGGGAGCUGAGCCUGCCAUCAAGCCACGCAAACUCAAGAAGCUCAUGAAGAAGAUGGGGAACUUGUUCAGCAAGAGCAAGACUCGCCAUGAGAUCUCGGAUGAGAUCAAAGACAUCAAGCUCCGCGUCAAGGAGGCGGCUGACCGACGUGAUAGGUACCGGGUCAACGAUGUGGCCGUUAAUCCAGUUGGCGCAAUCACUGUUGACCCUCGCCUAUUGGAUUUCUACAAGGACCAGAAAGAGCUCGUUGGUAUUGAUGAUUCAUUGAAUGAGCUAACCAAGAUGAUGAGUGACGGGGAUGGUGAUGUGUCCAAGCAACUCAAGAUACUCUCUAUUUUUGGAUUCGGAGGACUUGGCAAGACAACUCUUGCCAAAGAAGUGUAUGAUAAGCUUAAAGCGCAGUUUGAUUGUUGUGCUUUUGUUCCGGUAGGACGGAACUCUAGCGUGAAGAAACUUCUCAAUGGCAUACUCCUUGAAAUUGCUGGGCAGAAGUACUCGGAGUUGGAUGAAAGGCAGCUAAUCAACAAACUCCGAGGAUUACUCGAGAAUACAAGGUAUUUGGUUGUCAUUGAUGACAUAUGGGAUACAAAAACAUGGGAACUGGUCAAGACCGCUUUGGUGUGUAACAAUUGUGGAAGCAGGAUAAUCACAACUACUUGUAUACUCGAAGUUGCCACAAUGGCCAGUGAAGUAUACAAGCUACAACCACUUUCUCUUGAUUUAUCCAAGGAUUUAUUUCAUAGAAGAUUAUAUGGUGCUGCAAUAGAAUGGCCUAAUCAUCUUCCAGCAGAGGUAUAUGAUAAAAUUUUACAUAAAUGUGGUGGUGUACCAUUGGCUAUAAUCACAAUAGCUAGUUUGCUUGUCGGUAAACCUGUGGAGCUUUGGUCUAAGGUAUACACUUCUAUUGGUUUUGGGGAUGAAGAAAAUGAAGACGUGGAGAACAUGAGAAAAAUACUAUUAUUUAGCUAUUAUGAUCUACCUUGUCACCUAAAGACUUGCUUAUUGUAUCUGAGCAUAUAUCCUGAAGACCAUCUGAUUGAAAAAGAUAGUUUGAUAUGGAAGUGGGUGGCCGAAGGUUUUAUCCAUGAGGAACCAGGGGUAGGACUAUUCGAGAUUGGUGAGAGGUACUUCAAUGAGUUGGUAAACAAAAGCAUGAUAGUGCCGGUAGAGGAGGCCCUGUAUUUAGGCAUGGAAAUGCAUGUUGGCACCAUAACUGGAUGUCGCGUCCAUGACAUGAUGUUGGAUAUGAUAUGCCUAUUGUCAAAGGAAGAAAAGUUUGUUACUGUAUUGGACAGUGAUGAGCAAUAUACAACUUCACAUUGCAACGCUCGUAGGCUAGCUGUUCAACAUAUAGUCCGACCUCUGGCUAGCACGUCUACAUUACAAGCAAGGUCACUUAUUGCCAUGUGUAAUAUUGAGAUGUUGCCAUCACUUUCAUGCUUUGAAGUUUUGCGUGUUCUAGCUUUGGAAGGCCCCUAUGAUUCACACCAUCCUAGUCAUCUUGAUCAUGUUGGAAAGUUAGUUCACUUGAGGCACCUCAAACUAUCGAGCAUGGAUAUCGGUGAGCUCCCAAAGGAAAUAGGAUAUCUAAAGUUCUUGUUGGUAUUGGACUUAGGUAGAAAUAGCAUACGUGAACUUCCAGAGAGUAUUGGUCGACUAAGUCAACUCAAGUGCUUGAACAUCUGCGAAACAGACAUUGAAGUGCCAUACUGGAUUGGGAAUUUGACUUCUCUGGAAGAGCUAAGCCUAGGAGAAGUUGAUGAUGACAACUUUGUGAUAGAGCUAGGCAAGUUGACAGAGUUGAGGAAGCUCUACAUUUCUGGAAUUUUAAAAUUAUCCAAUGAUCGCGCAAUGAAUGGCUGGGCGGAGUCCGUAGACAAAGUGAGCAAGAUCCAAGUCAUAGACAUUAGCUUAGUUUUAGGGCGUAGAAUUUCCCAUCAUGAAGAGAACCCGUGGGAACGUCUAUGCUAA